This is a messenger RNA of Apis laboriosa (Himalayan honeybee), 1632 nucleotides long. RefSeq names its product inactive peptidyl-prolyl cis-trans isomerase FKBP6 (gene shu). Gene Ontology annotation, molecular function: protein binding; peptidyl-prolyl cis-trans isomerase activity. The transcript has 6 exons. The record is from RefSeq and is a predicted model, not a curated record. Lineage: Eukaryota; Metazoa; Arthropoda; Insecta; Hymenoptera; Apidae. Bases 218 to 1567 code for a protein of 449 amino acids.
UGUCAGCAUUUUGUCUCAUAUAUUGCCAAGUUUAUACAUAUUAACGUAUUAUAUGUAAGUGUGUUUACAUUAGAUAUACAUUGGUAUUUUCCUUCUCGUGAGAGAUUUUUUUUUUAAAGAUUAUUUUAAUUAAUCUUAAUAGAAAUCGUGAAAGAAGAUUAUUUUAAAUCUUAGUGCUAGUGUUAGUAGAAAUAAUUAAAUAAUAUUAGCAAUUAAGAUGGCAAAAUAUAUAAAUGCAUCAGAUGGAUUUAGUCUUAGAGAUUUAACAUUAAAAGAGGGACUUGUAUUUGAAGUCACAAAUGAUUAUGAAAAUUUUGAUGAAGAAGAAUUUGGUUAUUCUGAAGAUUUGCCAUUAACUAAUGAAGAGGCAUUAAAUCUUCUAAAUAUGAAUGAUUUUGAAGAUGAAGAUGAAGAUGAUUGUAAUGAUGCUAAUAUAAACAAGCAAAUUACAGUUUGUGGUAUUAGCUUUGAACAAUUAAAAACUAAUAUGACUGAUAUUUUUGGAAAUGGAAAAGUUAUGAAAUUAAUAAAACAAAAAGGUGUUGGAUCUAUUGUGCCAUAUGAUGCACAAAUUACUAUCAAAUAUAUAGGACAUUUUGAAUAUAGGGAUGAACCAUUUGAUUCUAGUUUUGCUCGUGGUGGUGCAGAAACUUUUCGUCUUAAUCAAGGCAUGUUAAUACCAGGUUUAGAGAUUGGUAUAACAACAAUGCAAAAGCAUGAAAUAGCUAUGUUCAUUAUACAUCCAGAUUUAGCAUAUGGAAAAUAUGGUUGUGCUCCUCGUAUUCCUCCUAACGAAGAAAUUUUAUUUAUUGUACAUUUGACUGAUUAUAUAGAUAAUGGAUCUAUUGAUAAUAUUAAAUGUUUAUCUUCAGAAGAAAGAAAACAACUUCCAAAUAUUGUUAAGAGUGUAAAUGCUAAAUUUAACACUGCCAAAGACUGUUUUAGUAAACAAAAAGUGAAACAGGCUAUAAGAGAAUAUUCAAAAGGACUUCAGUGGUUGGAAGAAGUAGAACUGAAAGAUCAGGAUGAAGAAGAUGAAGUAAACAAAUUACUUUCAAGAGGCUACAAUAAUCUUGCAGUUUGUUAUAAUAUUGCAAAUAUGCCACGUCGUGCUUGUAGUGCAUGCAAUAGAGUACCUACACCUACAGUUAAAACUCAUUUCAAUCAUGGACGGGCAUUAUUGAAAAUGGGAGAAUUUUCUAAAGCAAUGGAAAAAUUGCAAUUUGCUCUAAAAAUGGAACCUAAAAAUACGGAAAUUAUUAAGGAAAUUAGAAUUGCAAAUGAAAAACAAAGAAAAUAUAUGGAAAUAGAAAAACGUCUUUGGAGAAAUUGUUUAAAAAUUGAAGAGAAAGAAAAGAAACAAUUUUCUUCUUUCGAAAAAGCUGCGCACGAAAUGUGUAAAGCUUUUUCUGAAGAUAAUCAAAUCUUAAGACAACCGCUACCUGAAUGUUUAACACCUGAAGAAGAUAAAUAUAUACGUGAACAAGCUGCAUUUUUCGGUCUUACUGUAACUACGCACCAAAGAUAUGGAAGGGAAAUAACAUAUCUUAACAAACCUAAUUAUUAGAAUUUAAGUAUUAUUUUAAUUAAAACAAAUUAUAUAAAUAUGAAAUAAUAAAUAUAUUUUUAUAU